Messenger RNA from Plodia interpunctella (Indianmeal moth), 3501 nucleotides. RefSeq names its product Hormone receptor-like in 38 (gene Hr38). Lineage: Eukaryota; Metazoa; Arthropoda; Insecta; Lepidoptera; Pyralidae. The record is from RefSeq and is a predicted model, not a curated record. Gene Ontology annotation, molecular function: nuclear receptor activity; zinc ion binding; RNA polymerase II cis-regulatory region sequence-specific DNA binding. Gene Ontology annotation, cellular component: nucleus; transcription regulator complex. The coding region runs from base 548 to 2380 and encodes 610 amino acids. Gene Ontology annotation, biological process: cellular response to corticotropin-releasing hormone stimulus; regulation of transcription by RNA polymerase II. The transcript has 4 exons.
GCGGGUAGCGGCUGCGACGACGCGGGCGUGCGAAAGCUCCGCUCCGUACUCGCGGUGCCGUUAGCGCAGGCUCGGGCGGGCGGCUCGGGCGGCGGGCGGGCCGUGGGUGGUACCGUUGAGCCGUGCCGACGUCACCACUGUGACGUCACAGUCGUGACGUCAGACAUCGCGAUAUAGCCACCAGCCUCGGCGACGGCGGCCUCAGUAACGCACCGACCGUUCACUAACGCGUACCUCCGUGCAGGUUCACGCGGACUGCAUUGACACUACCGACUGACUGAGUGAGUGAGUGCGCGUGCAGUGAGUGGAAUGUGCUCAGCCGCAUGAGGAUCCUGCUGAGCGAGCUGGGACUGUCCGGCGCGUGCUUCGGCCUGACCCUGGAGUCGCGCGAAUCCUCGCUGGACCCCGACAAGUCUGCGCCAGGUCAGCGCCCGCACGACGAUACGCGAUCCAAUUCUUCUGUGUUUAUUUUCGCUUUCGUUGUGUAGAACCUCUGGGUGUUGUAGAACUUUGUGUGGAACUGUUCUGACGAUGGCUAUCGGCUAGAAUGCGAGGUGCGUUGCUGACGCCCUCGAGCCAACACUGCGGCCUUAGACAUUUCCAAAACACACGGCCGAGCGCCUUAGAGCCGCGCUCGCCAAGCGCCUUUUCGUCCAACUCAUCCAGCAUGCUACUGCUGCAGACACACAGCAACUACGGUUCAUCCUUCACUGAUUUGUUGUCGCCGCAAUAUCAAGAAGACUCGUCCGAAAUCCUAGAGGAGAAUUUGGAUCCAUUUCCAGACGUCGAAUUUCACGCUCCUGCCCCAGUUGAAAUUAAAGAGCAACGGACCACGCCUGUGAGCGACCCCGCCUCACCCACUCUCGGACCCACGCUGCCUAGCUUUGAAGAAACAUAUUCAGUUCGAUAUCCGAAACAAGAAAUAAUGGCAGAAUUUGGCAUUAAAAUGGAUGAAGACUGCUACAAUGUCAGUUCAUACUCUCAUCAAGGCCACACUUCAACGCAAUUAUUAUACCCUUAUCAUCAACCAGCAAUUCCAUACGUGCCCUCACCAUAUUACGCUCCCGCCCAGCCGUGCAGCCCCACGUUUGAUACCGGGGGCGUAACGCAUAAUCAAGACUCUUAUUCACUACCACCUUUUCCGAGCUCGGUCGACCUUCACAUAGCUAACGACCAAGCAUCCAGGCAAAGACGAGCAUCAUUACCAGUGCAACGUUCAGAAUCAAACAGUUCAAAUGACAGCCCUAAACUGCACGGCGGCAGGGUCCACUGUAUGCAAGCUUCGACACCCAGUUCAGCAUCAAGUUCCCCGGGAGGCGCCCCUCCGGACGUGGUAGGUUCGCGUGCUGCCCCUUCUUCGCCAAGUCAGCUGUGCGCUGUCUGUGGAGACACUGCGGCAUGCCAGCAUUACGGAGUUCGGACUUGUGAAGGCUGUAAAGGAUUUUUCAAAAGGACCGUACAGAAAGGCUCAAAAUACGUUUGCUUAGCAGAAAAAUCCUGCCCUGUUGAUAAGAGAAGACGAAACAGAUGCCAGUUCUGUCGGUUUCAGAAAUGCCUCGCCGUAGGUAUGGUCAAAGAAGUUGUUCGUACUGAUUCUUUGAAAGGAAGACGCGGCAGAUUACCCUCAAAACCAAAAUGUCCACAAGAAUCUCCACCAAGUCCACCAAUUUCACUAAUUACAGCUUUGGUCCGAGCGCACGUUGACACUUCUCCAGAUUUUGCCAACUUAGACUACUCACAAUAUAGAGACCCAAAUCCUAUGGAGCCUCCGAUAUCUGAUCUCGAAGUUAUUCAACAAUUUUAUUCUCUACUCACUACGUCCAUUGAUAUGAUCAAAGUUUUUGCUGAAAAAGUUCCUGGUUAUGGUGAACUGUGCCUCGAGGAUCGUGAGCAAUUAUUUGCGUCUGCGAGGUUGGAGUUGUUUGUGCUGCGGCUAGCUUACCGCACUCGUCCCGAAGAUACUAAGCUCACAUUCUGUAAUGGACUUGUACUCGACAAGAGACAGUGUCAGCGGUCAUUCGGAGACUGGUUGCACGCAGUUCUAGAUUUCAGCAACACCUUGCAUUCGAUGGAUAUCGACAUUUCAACGUUUGCCUGUCUUUGCGCAUUAACUUUGAUAACAGAGAGACACGGUCUCAAAGAGCCUCAUCGAGUGGAACAACUGCAGAUGAAGAUAAUCGGUUGUCUCCGCGCGCACAUGCCGGGCGGCAGCGCGGCCCCGGGCGGCGCGCCGCAUUUCAGCCGCGUGCUCGGAGCCCUGCCAGAACUGCGCUCGCUCUCCGUGCAAGGACUACAACGCAUCUUCUAUCUCAAGCUGGAAGAUCUCGUGCAACCUCCGCCCCUCAUCGAAAACAUGUUCCGCGCCAGCCUUCCGUUUUAGGCACCCUAUUCCCCAUUGUAACUCCCGCCUUCGUAAUGCAUUCUCCUUCUAUUUAGAGCCGACUCCGUUAUUUUAAGCAUUAGAUUUUAAAAUAUUUUUCUAUAGUAUAGAUGGACGUUUUAUAGACAAGAUCUCCCACGGAAUCGGUUCAUGCUAAAUUUAAUGAAUUUUGAAUAAAAUAAUUACGCAAAGAAGACAAUCGUAUUACAUAAGUGUAUGUUAAGCUUAAUUUAUUAAAAAAUAGUAUAGUAUAUAUGUUAUUUGGGUGUGAUUUUGUUUUUAUAAUGUUGUGUAUUUAGUCUGCAUUUGAGUUACCGCUCGUGAUCAAUGGCAUCUUGUCGUACAAAUAUUCCUAUGUUAUUUACUUGCGUAUUAUAUAGAUAAGGGAAAUCUAGUCACAAGACUUAGAAAUGUUAAAAUUGAGCUCUUAAGCAAAGAGCUUUUAUUAUGGUUAUUAUAGAAAUUACUUAAGGAAUGAUUAUGACAUUUGAUGUCCUGUUGUCUGAGUAGUAUAAGCAGCGAGUUUGGCGAAUGGGCGAAUCAAUGAGGGGUUGGCAACAGCGGCCCGGCCGACCGCUGCCGCACAGACCGGCAGACUCGCUCCUAUCUGCUCACGCGUGUAGUGUCCAACCGUACACAAGAUUGUUGGAAGUUACCUUUAGGUUUAAAUUAUUUUAUAAUUAAUUUAGACGCUAGGGCGUUAACAUAAUUUGUUACAUUAGUAAAAGGCCAGAGAAAAAGUUCAGCAUAAUUUAUAAUGUAAUCUCCUAAAUCCAUUGUGUCUUAACGAGUACCUUCUAGGUAGAUAGAAUAGAUGUUUUCUUACGUUUGUACAUCUUUGUACAAACCGAUACAUAUUAUAUAUGUAUUGGUAAAAUACUAAACAAACAUAUCACUGUUUAUAUUUUUUAACCAAAAGGGUUGCAAUUAUUAUAAGAAUCUACCUAUUGAUAUCUGCUUCCAACCUUUAGAUACAUUUUGCAACCAAGUCUAUAGGUAUCUUUAAAGUAAUGCGUGCCUGCGAUUUCCAAAUAAAGUGCUUUACUUUAAUAUCAUAAAAUAGUUUCUUGAUAUCUUGCAAACAUCCACUUUAAAAAUAUAUAUAUAUAUAUAUUUUUUAA